Messenger RNA from Gopherus evgoodei (Goodes thornscrub tortoise), 2095 nucleotides. It is a transcript of the gene CUZD1, whose product is annotated as CUB and zona pellucida like domains 1. The transcript has 11 exons. Bases 1 to 1920 code for a protein of 639 amino acids. Gene Ontology annotation, cellular component: membrane; cell surface. Lineage: Eukaryota; Metazoa; Chordata; Testudines; Testudinidae. The record is from RefSeq and is a predicted model, not a curated record.
AUGUGGCAGGACGUUCCACGCCCAAAUCAGACUGAUCAGUCAUCUUCGGAUGCACAGAGCCCAGUCAUCGAACGAAUGAGAUGUCGAGGUCUUCAUCGACAACGAUGGAUGAACAUCAGCCCCUCUGUCAGAUCUCCUACUACUACUUCAACAUGGUGGCCUUCAGGGCUGGCAUUGAGACUGGUGAAUUCAUCUAGCAGAUGUGAAGGUCGUGUUGAAAUUUAUUAUCAAGGAUCAUGGGGAACAGUCUGUGAUGAUUCCUGGGAUCUCUAUGAUGCAGAUGUUGUGUGCAGGCAGCUUGGCUGUGGACAUGGUGUUGCAGCAAAGACCAGUGCCUGUUAUGGUCAAGGCUCGGGAAAUAUUGUCCUGGAUGAUGUGGGUUGUAGAGGAUCGGAAUACCGUCUAUGGGACUGUCCUCAUUCAGGAUGGCUCUCUCAUAACUGUGCUCACUCAGAAGAUGCUGGUGUCAUCUGUUCAGAUGCACUAACACAUGUUUCUACUACUAUUCCAACAUGGCUGCCUUCAACAGUUUAUUCUUCAGCAAAAUAUACUUGUGGUGGUAUCCUUCAGUAUUCAUCUGGGACAUUUCAAAGCCCGUUUUAUCCUGGGAAUUAUCCAAACAAUGCAGAUUGUGUGUGGGAAAUAGAAGCAGUGAGCAAUUUCCGUGUGACACUUUCAUUUAGUGUUAUAGAGACAGAAGGUGGUACAUGCCAGUAUGAUUAUAUUGAGAUCUAUGAUGGGCCACUCCAUACCUCUCCUUUACUGGGGAAAAUUUGUCAUGGUUCCUAUCUCACAUAUACAUCGUCCUCAAACUUGAUGACAGUUCGAUUUCACAGUGACUUGAGUGUCACAAACAGAGGGUUCCAUGCUGCUUAUUACACCUUUCCAGCAGAUCAGAAUACUACUCUUCUGUGCUUGCCAGAAUACAUGCAUGCAGUUAUUAGGAGAUCGUAUCUCCACUCACAUGGCUACGAUGCAUGGGAUGUCAGCUUGAAUGACCCUUACUGUAGACCAAUCAUUACAUCAAACUAUGUUAUAUUCAACAUCCCAUACAAUCGCUGUGGCACAAGACGAGAGGGAAACAACAACACUAUCAUCUAUUCCAACUUGAUCAAAGCAAUCUCUUCUGGUUACAUAAUCAAAAGGCAAAAAGAUCUUCACUUGCAUAUCAAUUGCAAAAUGCUCCAAAAUAGAUGGAUUGAAAUAAUGUAUGUGGCUGAGGAUGUUACUGAAGUCAAUGAAACUCAGUAUGGCAGAUACAACGUGACCAUUUCAUUUUAUGAAUCACCAUCCUUCUCAAGACCAGUGUAUGACUCUCCAUACUACGUUGACUUGAACCAGAAUUUAUUCCUUCAAGCUUCAAUUCACAGCUCUGACCCAAAUCUGGUGUUGUUUUUGGACACAUGUGUUGCAUCACCUGAUCCCAAUGAUUUUACAACAGUAACCUAUGACAUUAUCAGGAGUGGGUGUGUUAGAGAUCCUACCUAUCGUGUAUACUAUUCACCCUACGCCUCCACCUUACGCUUCAAAUUUAAUGCCUUCAAGUUUAUUAACAAACAUACAUCAGUUUACCUGAAGUUUAAAAUGGUGGUGUGCAGGGUAUAUGAUUAUUCUUCCCGAUGCUACCAAGGCUGCACACCCAGGUCCAAGAGAGAUACAAGCUCUUACCAAGAAGAAGUGGAUGUUGUUGUUGGGCCUAUUCAGCUUCGGAAAGAUGGCACUAAGAACAGGAAUGCUGAGCUGGACUAUUCUGAACAUCAGGAAGAUGUGGAUUCCCGUGGUUCACUUACUGCUACUGACGAUCAUUCCCAGGCUCCAUUUAUUGUUACGGGUGUGGUGUUUGCAGCUGUUAUUUUCACUCUUGUUGGGUUUAUUUUGAAAAAUAAACUGAAGAGACCGAUUCCAUAUGAGAUAAUGUGAGACACUAAAGACACCAGCAUCAGGGCAUUUAUGUAAUGAUUCAAUUUUUAGCAUUUGCACUAAAUAACUUGUAUAUGACAAAUCAUGCUUUAAAGAGAAAGUAUGAAAACCUUACUGUAAUGAUACUACCAUCUGAGUUCUGGUAAAUUCAGGCUAGAGUUGGGCCUGAGGUUAA